Molecule: messenger RNA, 1098 nt
Organism: Fopius arisanus
Lineage: Eukaryota; Metazoa; Arthropoda; Insecta; Hymenoptera; Braconidae
Exons: 1
Coding region: 1-1098 (365 amino acids)
Source: RefSeq, a predicted model, not a curated record
AUGCAUCUCAAGUCGGCGGUGUCAGCCGUGGUCUAUCUCAAGGUCCACAAUGGCAGUGAACCUCUUCACAUUACGCUCGUCUGCUCAAAAACCAAAGUUGCGCCGCUCAAACGACUGACAAUCCCACGGCUUGAACUUACAGCCGCUCUUCUCCUUGCCAAACUCGUAGCCUACGUCAAAGGGCAGCUCAAUCUCACGAAUGCUUCCACCUUCCUUUGGACCGACUCAUCAGUCACACUCACCUGGAUCAGCUCACAUUCAUCAAGGUGGAAGGAGUCCGUGAAGAAUCGGGUAUCACUCAUCCAGGAGCUCACACAGCACGCUCACUGGAGACUGGUACCUGGCAAAGAGAACCCAGCUGACUGCGCCUCUCGAGGUCUCUCAGCACCUCAAUUGUCUGCUCAUAAGCUCUGGUGGACAGGACCACCAUGGCUUCAACAGAACGACUCAGCCUGGCCAGCUCACGUGCUCGAGAAAGACCUCGAAGCUAAUCUCGAAGAACGACCUGGAGUUCUUCUUCACAUGACUGCUCAAUCUAUCACUCUCUGGGAUAUCAUCGGCAGGUUCUCACUGUUCAACCGUCUGCUCAGAGUCACCGCAAUCUGCCGACGGUUCAUCGCAAGGCUCAGGAAGGUACCCCAUUCAUCCUUGCGUUAUCCACUCACUCUCGGCGACAUUGAAGAGACUCGGAUCUUCUGUAUCAAGCUCACGCAGGCAGCUCACUUCAAGGACGAACUCAGGACUAUCUCACGAGGAGAGAGAUUCACUAGAUCUCAUCCUCUCACCAAGCUCACGCCCUUCAUUGAUCGCCAAGGAGUUCUCAGGGUCGGAGGCAGGCUCCGAUUUGCUCAGCUCAACCCAGAGAGUAAAAAGCAGGUCAUCCUUCCGAAGGAUUCUAAACUGGCCCAACUACUCAUCAGGCAGGCUCACCUCCAAACUUUACACGGAGGUACUCAGCUUACACUCAGGCAGCUCAGGAGCGGUUACUGGAUUCUUGGCGGACGCUCACCAGUACUUUUUUUUUAUGAGCUGCUGCGCGCGUACUCCGCGUUGACAAGUACAGGAUACACACUAGAGUAUGAAGGAGCGUACUGGUGA